Molecule: messenger RNA, 1301 nt
Organism: Gigantopelta aegis
Lineage: Eukaryota; Metazoa; Mollusca; Gastropoda; Neomphalida; Peltospiridae
Exons: 5
Coding region: 302-1084 (260 amino acids)
Source: RefSeq, a predicted model, not a curated record
GCUAUUUUAUGUUUACGUUUGUGAUUUGAAGGUAGCUGGGUUGACUGCAAUAACACAUACAGCGGGACAAGCAAAGCGCUUUACAACCUUGUCAUAAACGCUCUUAGGUCAUUUUAUGGAGUAACAGUUUAGUACAGUACAAGUGGUUACACAAUGAUAUAGAUCUUCUGUGCAAUGGCAGCCAGCACGACCAAGCCUGCGGAUUUAUUACCGUACAGGAAAAGAAACCGUUCACAGUAAACACAAUACGAAAUUAAAAACUGUAAAGAAUAACAGCGAUUAUACAAAGUACGAUAACAAGAUGGACCCGAGUUCAACCAAACGUCGAUUUCACAGCGAGGUGAAGUUCCAGAAACUGCGGGACAAGACAGGUUAUCGCUGUUUUUUCACAAUGUUAAUAGUUAUUAUAAUCAUGAUGGGGCUUCUGAUCAUCAUAGGAUUUCCGAAAAUUGUAAUUGGUGUUGAAUACCUCACGCUGUGUCCAGUGGCUCCCUACGUGCCGCUCUACCUACUGGUGUCCGGGGUCGUGGGGGUGUCGUGUCCGCUGUACAGCGUGUACGUGUGGAUGUGCGUCUUCGACAGGACGAGCACACACAGGGAGAACACCGUGUGGAUGCUCAUCUGGACCGUCCUCGCCCUGGCGAUCCCCGUCAUUCAAGUAGCAGGUGGACCCUAUAUAAUUUACAUAUAUUCUACGACGGGGAAUUAUUCAGCUAAUUGUGACGUCUUAAAUUACGGAAUAGGCGAGAGAAAUAACACAAACAGAUAUCUACAGUCAGAAGAUCAAGCAGAUUAUGAUCAAAAUAGUAGCCUAUCAACUGACACAUUGGCAGUGUUUAAUUCCUCUUUGAUAUCCAAUCCAGAAUAUACGUUCAGUGGUAUUAAGAAUGAGAGUGAUUUCCAACCAACUACCCGUAAUUCCUCAUCAUGUGUUUCCUGUGAUCGUGUUGUGAUGGAGUGUGCUAUUGUCACGGUGGUCAUAGAAUACACAUUUGUGACAUUGCCCAUGAUUGUGAUGAGUAUUGCCGUUAUAUCGUUUAGAACGCAGUAUUCCAAAGGAAGGGGUUCCUGUACGUGCUGCUAAUACCGAUCGGAAAGGACUGCUCUAUUUGUUGCCAGUAGCAAUGCUAUUGUCAAGAUGAUCCUCAGCCAAUAUUGUACGCAAAAUUAAUGUUUUAUCUGUGAUAUCGCACAUUCUUACUCAAAUGUGUCUUGUUGUCAACACCAUAAUGCUAUAACCAUUCACCACUGGCGUAGGAAAUGGGGUGGGUGGGGGUGAGGGUGGGUGGGGGGGGGGGCAA